GCUUCUUCCAGGUUAUCAACCACGGUAUCCCGGUUGAAGUCCUAGACCGGGCCAUCGCCGCCAUGAAGGCCGUCCACGAGCUGCCGGCGGAGGUCAAGGCUCCACUCUUUAAGAGAGAGAUGGAGGGAGUGUCUCUCAGGUCAAACAUGGACUUGUACCAUUCAAAUGCUGCAUACUGGAGGGACUCACUUCUCAUACGGUUCGGGCCGGUCCCGAUCAACCCGGAGGAGAUCCCGGAGGUGUGUCGGGAACGGCUGAUUGAUUACAACGAGAGAACUCUGCCGGUGAAGGAUCUGUUGCUGGAACUGUUGAGUGAAGGUUUAGGGCUGAGCAGAGGAAAGUUUAAGGAGCUGACAUUUGGAGAAGCGGUGACUCUGUCGGGUCACUACUACCCGUAUUGCCCUCAGCCGGACCUCACGAUCGGGUUCCGAUCGCAUACCGAUCCGGGGAUAUUGACGUUGCUGCUGCAGGACAGCAUGGGAGGGCUUCAGGUGAAGUACAAGGAAGGUUGGGUUGACGUGAAACCUGUUCGUGAAGCCCUAGUUGUCAACAUCGGAGAUUUGCUUCAGAUAAUAUCGAAUGAGAAAUACAAGAGCGUGGAUCACAGGGUGCUGGCAAGUAAUCGCCGAGAGGCCAGAGUUUCCAUAGCGACGUUCUUCAACCCGGGAGCUGCAGAGAACGUGUAUGGGCCUCUGGAGGAGCUGACGUCAGCAGGGGACCCACCUCGCUAUCGACGUGUCACCUACAAGGAUUACAUGCACAAGUUCUUCAGCAAGGAGAUCGACGGCACCUCUCAAACUGAUUACUUCAGAAUCCCGCAUGAUCAUCCAAUCACUGAUUAAUUUCAGAUUAAUGCGCACAUAUAUAUACAUAUAGAUCAUAGUUAAGGAAUAAAGUCAGUUGGAUUGCUUGUUCUUUAAGUUUUUCCAGUGUUUUCGUUUUUGAUCCUCCCAAUCAGCUAGGUAUGUGUCUGUGUUACACUUUUUUCCCUGGUGUUAGCAUCUUGCACGUUGUGCAAGUUUGCUUCCCUUGUUUUUUUUUUUUUUUAUAAAUGUAUGAGC
Messenger RNA from Neltuma alba, 1061 nucleotides. Its product is annotated as 1-aminocyclopropane-1-carboxylate oxidase homolog 12-like. Bases 63 to 842 code for a protein of 259 amino acids. The record is from RefSeq and is a predicted model, not a curated record. Lineage: Eukaryota; Viridiplantae; Streptophyta; Magnoliopsida; Fabales; Fabaceae. The transcript is spliced from 3 exons.